UGUCAUACUCUGAAGACAAAUCGAUGUUCUCCUUUUUAGACGGCUCAGAUAAACACAAAGCGGAUUGAACGCUUGAAAAGUCUUUCUCAAUUAUUUUUAUUAAGACUUUAUAAUUGUUUUACGAGUGCACACGCCUUUGUUUUUUCAUAGAUUUUUAAGCUACUGAUCAAAGCUGAACGUUUCUGGAAGAAGUCCUCUAUUGAUUUUAAACACGACAACCUGCAAGGUACUGGAUCUGUGUAAUUGCAUUAAACUGAAGACCUCCGUGUUGAACUUUCUGAAGGAGCAGCGGUGAGGUUUGGAGGGUAGUGAACGAACAGAUGAUUUAACUUUCCUCGCCUCGCGUUACCCUUACACGGAGACCAAAGAACCAGUAAUACCAUCAAAACGGCUGCCAUGCUUUCUAUCUUAACAAUUUUGCUGCACAUCUGCUCCUCAGCCAGCUCUUUCAAUAUCAACUCCCAGCUCCCUCCUCUCCCUGGGGACUCUUCCACACAGUUUGGACACAAAGUCCUCCAGUUUGGCUCUGGAAACAGAACAAGGAUUAUUGUCAGCGCCCCUCUAAAAGACAAUGGGACAGGAGGACUGUACAGCUGUCAGUACAGCAGCCAGGACUGUGCAGCUAUCAACCUCCACGGGCAAGCUGGGAUAUCUCUGGGGCUCUCCAUGGCAACAGAUACCCACAAUGCAGAUCAUCUAGUGGCUUGUGGUCCCAGGUUGUCUCACUACUGCGACCGGAACAGUUUUCUCAAUGGAGUCUGCUUCCUGCUCAUUGAAAACCUCAAUGUCUCGGAGACGCUCAAGCCAGCUUUUCAAGAAUGCACUGACUCUGGCCUUGAUGCAUUAAUCCUGUUUGACGAUUCUGUGAGCAUCACUUCCAAGGAUUUUAAUACCAUGAACACAUUUAUCAAAAACACCAUUCGAAUGUUCACCGACCCCAAAGCACAGGUUGCCGCGGCUCAGUUCUCCACCGUGACCCGGCCUGUCUUCCAGUUUGAGAACUUCCGGUACAAUCGAAACCCGGAUGUGCUGAUGCAACACGUCCAGCAGACGAGGGGAAACACGUACACUCCCAGCGCAAUCAAAUACGUGCUAGAUGAAAUGUUCACAGAGGUGAAAGGAAUGCGCCGGGAAUCUAAGAAGCUUCUCAUCGUGAUCACGGACGGACUGUCUAAUGACAAACUGACAUUCCAGGAUGUUAUUCCGCUGGCAGAGAAGCGCGGGAUAAUCCGAUACGCCAUUGGGGUCGGCAGUGACUUCAAGAACUCUCUAAAAGAGUUACAAGCCAUAGCGUCGGACGGCAACGUCUUUAACGCUGACAGUUUUGACGCCCUCAGCUCUAUCCAGGAACAACUCAAGGAAAGAAUAUUCGCCAUUGAAGGGACCAACAAGAGAUCCAACUUCAGCUCCUUCCAAAUGGAGCUUUCCCAGGGCGGCUUCAGCGCUGCUUUCGCAGAGGGGGCGCUGUUACUGGGAGCUGUGGGAUCCUUUGACUGGUCUGGAGGAAUGGUGGAGGUACGGGACGGCCAGAGCACUUUUAUAAAUGCCUCCUCUCAGGACCCGGACAUGAAGACGUCUUACCUGGGAUACUCUGUGGCGGCUGGUCGGACGGGACAGGGGGUUCUGUAUUUUCUGGGGGCGCCCCGAUACAGACACAAGGGCAAAGUGAUCGUGUUCCAGAAGAGAAACUCAAACUGGGUCGAGACUCAGCACAUCCAGGGGGAACAGAUCGGGUCUGCGUUCGGCUCGGAGCUCUGCUCGGUGGAUGUCAAUGCAGACGGACAGACAGACCUGCUGCUGAUCGGAGCCCCUCUCUUCCACCAGGAGGGAGUCGGGGGCAGGGUGACUGUGUGCGUGCUGGAGCCAGCGGGGAAUGUCUCCUGCAAUUCCUCCCUCUAUGGUUCUCAUGGGAAUCUCUUGGGGAGAUUCGGAGCAGCGAUCGCUCGGACGGCCGAUCUCAACGGAGACAAUCUGUCGGACAUCGCCAUCGGAGCGCCGCUGGAAAACAACUGGCACGGGAGCGUCUAUAUCUUCAUCGGGGAGAGGAGGGGGGUGCGAUCGGGGUACAGCCAGAAACUCGAGGGAAUGUCCUUCAGUCCCAGCCUGCAGUUCUUCGGUCAGUCUGUCCACGCCGCCGGUGACGUCACCGGGGACGGGAUGACGGACAUCGCGGUCGGAGCAAAGGGGGCUGUCGUCAUUCUGAGGUCCCAGCCGGUAGUCAAUGUCUCAGUGUCCGUGUCGUUCUCUCCUGCUGUUCUGCCUCAGGAGAGAUUCCACUGCGCUGGGAGCCCAUCCAGCUACACUGACCCUGCUGCCCUGGCCACAGUGUGUGUCAGUGUGGAGCCGCUCUACGCUGGUGUUUUUGCAGGCUCUCUCAGUAUGAGUGUUAACAUCUCUCUGGAGCUCGACCCAGGAAGAGCAUCGAGUCGGCUGCUUUUCAGCAACACCGCGGGGGAGGUGUCUCAGAGCCUGUCUGUGAAGGACCGGGAGUGUGUGGUCCAGGAGAUCAGAGUUCCGGACUGUAUUGAGGAUUACUCUCCUGUGGGGGUCCGGGGGAGUUUCUCAGUGAGCGGAGAGGAGAUUCAGGGGUCCCGAGGCCUGAGGCCAAUUUUGACCCCCGACUGCAACACAGAAUUCACAGGGCAGCUGCCACUGGAGAAGAUUUGUGGAGAAGAUGACAUCUGUGUUGCUGAUCUGAGCGUCUCCUUUAACUUCUCCGGUUCCCGGUUCAUUGUGGCGAGCUCGUCCUUCGUUCUGAAUGUCAUAGUGAACCUGACCAAUGCUGGCGAGGAUUCAAACAGCAGUGAGGUGGUUCUGCUCUACCCGGCAGCGCUCUCCUUCACGAAAGCCAUCGUGGUGCAGUCCACGUGGCGCGUGAGUCUGGCCUGCACUGCAGUCAGGAUCCCGGGGAAGGCAGUGCUGGAGAGGACCUCCUGUGAAGUCAGCGCCCCUAUCCUGAAGGAAGGAGCCACUGUGCUGUUGCUCGCCUCCUUUGCCGUGUCCAGACCUGAUGAUCUGAAGGACAGCCUGGAGAUCAACGUGACAGCCAGGAGUAAAAACGAAAACUUAACUUUAGAAGAUAACUUUGCAAGAGAUUCGAUUCCUGUAUUACAGCCAAUUAAUGUCAUUGUGAGGGGGGCUGAAUCAACGCAGUACCUGAACUUUACAGGAAGUCUCCAGGAAAGCAAACUAGCGGAGCAUUCCUAUGAGGUGAGGAACCUGGCCAAGGCGGCUCCAGUGAACAUGACUUUUAUAGUUCCACUGGAACUUGAACACGGGUUCAAAUGGAACAUCUCUAUACCACAGGCCUGUGUUAAUGAGGGUGAAGUGAAGGGGAACUCAAAUCAAACUGAUUAUCAGCAUGGGAGAAUCUCUACAGCAAAGGGCUGCCAGGGAACUCUCUGUCGCGUGAUUCACUGCGCCAUCGAUCAGCUGACCAAGGAGCAGCCAAUCAGAUUCACUUUCUCAGGGAAUGUCAUAAAGGAUAAGACGCAGAGGGAAGUGAAGCUGAAGCUGGAGAGCUGGGGGUUCCUGUCCUACAAUCAACAGAAAUACACCCAGUACCCCGACGGGAAGUACCACCAGGCACAGGUUGUGACAGACCUGGAGGUUCUUGUUGAAGUGAACUACGUCCCGAUCAUUCUGGGGAGCACAUUGGGGGGGCUCUUCAUCCUGCUAUUGAUCUUUGUCAUUCUCUUCAAGGCUGGAUUUUUCAAGAGACUCGUCGGAGCCACUAACGACCAAUGAGCAAGAAAGUUAAAACCACCCUGAAACCAGUCCAUAGAAACCAACCUCGUUCCCACUAUCAAACUGGUUUGCAAACCAUCAUGCAAAUUUAAAAGGGAGGGGAAACAACACAUACAUUUGAAACCACCUAUUCUUUCAAUCUGUGCUAAAAUAACUACACUAAAUCUUCAACAUGUAUAAGCAGCCUUUUGUAGAUCUCACAUUGUCCAACACGAAAAAUGACGUUCGUGAGAGUGACAUGGACCUCUUUGCUGCCAUUAUCAAAUACGACAUGUAGCCGUUCGCGCACGUUUGUAGCAUAACGCUGGUUUCAUUCAUCCGUCCCGCGACAUCCUCCCGGAUUAAAAAUUAAAAUAACAGGAAGCGGCGGGAAUGCGUAAGCAGCCGACUGAUGUGCGCCUUCGUUGCUUUAUUAUGUCGGUUUUACCAGUUGAAAAAAGACGUGCGAGCGAUUUUUUUUUCUUUUUUUUAAGCAGCUGGACGAAGCUGAAAGUUACACAGUACUGCAUCAAUGCCAUAUUGCGUUUAAUAAAGAGCCAGCCGACAGUACCGCUCCUAUCGCACGUAUAUAUUUUUUUCUCAUUACUGUAGUUCCAGUGUUUUUCUUAAAACGCGUUUUUCACUGCUUGCUAAAGCCCCAUUUCUUUUGAGGCUCUCAUUAAGAACAUCUGCAAAGUGUCCUUCUUUCAUUUCCGAAACGUUGCUCGCCUUAGCUCAUCCUUACCCGUGCCCGACGUCGAGAAACUAAAACAUGUCUUUAUUUCAUCAAGGUUGCACUAUUGUGAUGCUUACUAGUGUCUCUUCAAAACUAAUAUCAUAGGCUGCAGCAGGUGCAAAAUAGUGCUGCAGGGGUUUUGAAGAGAACAGGAAAGCAUGAUCACAUAUGCCCAAUCUCAGCAUCUCUUCAUUGGUUGCCAGUAAACCUUAGCAUCGAUUACACGACUUUUAAAAUCUUACACAGUCUUAGGACGUGCUCUGUGAUUAUGUACCGCAGCGGGGUUUGUGAUCUGCCAGUAGUGCUUAACUGCUUGUGCCCAGGACAAGGUUGUGCACUCUGGGCGAUCGGGAGCUUUUGUUUCGGUGGCCCCUCGCCUCUGGAAUAGCCUGCCUGGACAUUUGAAGGACUGUGAAACCUACUGAGGCUUUUAAACCGGGACUAAAGACUUAUUUUUAUCAGCUGCUGUUUUUGUAAUGUGUUUACUGUUUUUAGGUUUGUUUUAAUCUUUCUGUAAAGUGCUUUGAGAUUUGUGUAUGAAGGGCACUAUAUAAAAUACAUUAUUAUUAUUAUUAUUAUUAUUAUUAUUAUUAUUAUUAUUAUUAUUAUUAUUAUUAUUACAGCACAGAACUGUAUUGUAACUGUUGUUUUCCAGUGCUGUAGUACAAACUGCAUGUUACUGUACAUUUAGAAAUGACAUUUGCUGUGCAUUUAGUGAUUAUAUCUGUUGAAAUGGUGUGUGUGUAGAUAGAUAUAUAGAGAGGGAGAGAUAGAGGGAGACAGAGAGAGAGAUAGAGAGCGAGAGAGAGAGGUAGAGGGAGAGAUAGAGCGAGAUAGAUAUAGAGUGAGAGAGAGGUAGAGAGAGAGGUAGAGAGAGGGCAGCAGUGCGGAGUAGUGGUGAGGGCUCUGGACUCUUGACCGGAGGGUUGUGGGUUCAAUCCCAGGUGGGGGGACACUGCUGCUGUACCCUUGAGCAAGGUACUUUACCUAGAUUGCUCCAGUGAAAAACCCAACUGUAUAAAUGGGGAAUUGUAUGUAAAAAUAAUGUGAUAUCUGUAUAAUGUGAAAUAAUGUAUAAUGUGAUAUCUUGUAACAAUUGUAAGUCUCCCUGGAUAAGGGUGUCUGCUAAGAAAUAAAUAAUAAUGAGAGAUAGAGAGAGAUAGAUAGUGUUUAGUGAUUAUAUCUGUUAUAAUGGUGUGUGUAGAUAUAGAGAGAGGGGUAGAUAGAUAGAGUUUCUGGUUCAGCAUUGUAAUCAAGCACAUUUCACAAAACAGCCCCUCUCGUUUGUCCCUCGGGAGCCUGUGAUGGGAGGGGACAGAAACGAGUGCUGACUGUAAAGAUGAAAUCAGUUUUUAAUGUUCAUGCUUUUAGUAAAGAGAAAAUAUUCAUUGCUUCUUGCUGAGAAGAUUUAUUACAGUUAACCCUUGUGGUACUGGAGCAAAUACUUUGAGCCAACCCACAAAAUAACAGGAUUAUAAAAAGGAAAGAAAACCUAUCUUUGUGUCCGUAAGUGGACCGGUCUUUAAUUUGUCCCGGGAAUCAACGCACUUUGAACAAAAGGUACAAUGUUAAUCGAGCCACACUGGCAAUGGCCCACCACCAGACACAAUGUACUGCUGAAGAGGAACGGUCCAUUCUGGGUGCCACAAAGUGUAGCACGACAAUAUGUGAUUGUUUCUGAAGGUAAGGAUGAAUCACCUCCCACGUUAGCAGCUGAGCCUCGCCCUGGAUUACAAUCAACUGCAUUGAAUACCCUUAUUCUGUUAAACACCCAGCAGAACCAUGGGAGUUGACAUUCUUUUUUGCAUGCUUGAUAAGCCAGCUGUUAAGAUAUAUUUUAAAUAUGCCUAGGAAUUUGUCUAGGAAUACCUGGAAAUGCUUUUAAAUGACAAAACCAUGCUGUUUGAAUUUUACACAAGACAUUUGUAUAAUCACUUGGUUUGCAUGGUUGUUACAUUGUUUUGAAAGUAAUAAAACAGUUCUGCUUGUCACCAA
Molecule: messenger RNA, 6457 nt
Organism: Acipenser ruthenus (sterlet)
Lineage: Eukaryota; Metazoa; Chordata; Actinopteri; Acipenseriformes; Acipenseridae
Product: integrin alpha-D-like
Exons: 31
Coding region: 397-3747 (1116 amino acids)
Biological process (GO): cell adhesion mediated by integrin; cell-cell adhesion; cell-matrix adhesion
Cellular component (GO): external side of plasma membrane; integrin complex
Molecular function (GO): integrin binding
Source: RefSeq, a predicted model, not a curated record